AUGGGAACCGUUGCGGAAACCACAGGCGACCUUCCCAAUAUCGACACCGAGUAUGGAUAUGUCGUACGGUGUCGAAGACGUCGAAACCCUCGACCGCAUACUGAGAGAGUGGAUCGAAGUCCAGAUGAUCCGAGGGUCGAAGAAGGGUCGCCGUGUUUCGAAGUCUUGCGUGACUUGAGGAAAUCGGAAAGUCACAUAAUGUUUGUGACUGAAGAGGGUGAUGUGGGUAUAAUCUACCAUCCCGAUUGCGCCAACGGCAUCCGACCAGGUGAUAUUGUUGUUGGUCUGUUCGGCAUCAACUACCCCUUCAUCCUUCGUCUAGUUCCUAGAGCAGCCAAGGAAAAGCUAAUGUACACUAUGAUCAACGUCGCCCACGUGGCUGAUCACUUGUGGGGUUACGAUUUCGUUCAAGAAGCCGUCGAGAAAGUCGAGAAAGGUGAAGAGCCGCCGCGGUGGUCGGAUUUCGAGAGGUUUGGGUCGAAGGGAUGUACGAUCAUGGGAAAGAACUUCAAUACUACGGUGCAGCGACGAGACGGGAUGGUUAUGUCUAAUGCUCGAACGUCCAUGAAGCUACUGAUCGCGUACGGUCGAUUACCAGAACACAUCCUACUCGUAUGACUGGAACAAGAUCAUGCGCGUUCAGAUACACUUGCGAAGUGUAGAUUUCGAAGUCUUGUUCAUGGUAGUCUUGGAUGCUGUGCGAGCGCAAUCCGCGACUCAGGCAAUGAAGAUGACCACAACGCAGCUAACUAGUCCGUCAACUGCUGCGACACGAACAAAGAUGGGAGG
Molecule: messenger RNA, 789 nt
Organism: Macroventuria anomochaeta
Lineage: Eukaryota; Fungi; Ascomycota; Dothideomycetes; Pleosporales; Didymellaceae
Exons: 2
Coding region: 1-618 (205 amino acids)
Source: RefSeq, a predicted model, not a curated record